Synchiropus splendidus (mandarinfish) is the source of this 5666-nucleotide messenger RNA. RefSeq names its product ectodermal-neural cortex 1 (gene enc1). Gene Ontology annotation, molecular function: protein binding. The transcript is spliced from 3 exons. Lineage: Eukaryota; Metazoa; Chordata; Actinopteri; Syngnathiformes; Callionymidae. The record is from RefSeq and is a predicted model, not a curated record. Bases 182 to 1957 code for a protein of 591 amino acids.
AACCACCUCCGUCUUUGCCAACGAGCCGAUCCGCGCCGUCCGCUGGACCUGGCACCGACACCCCCGCGGAGUUUUACUGCCCUGCGCCCAGAACCGCUGCACCGUGGCUCACUCAGGAGUGGCAUGUUCCCAGGGUCCGGCGGACACGGUUGAACUCCUGCUUUCGCCAAAAGAGGAGUCAAUGAAAAUGUCCGUGUGCGUCCAUGAGAACAGAAAGUCCCGAGCCAGCACCGGCUCUAUGAACAUCUACCUGUUCCACAAGUCUUCGUACGCCGACAGCGUGCUCAUGCACCUGAACUCGCUGCGGCAGCAGAGGCUGUUCACCGAUGUCCUGCUGCACGCCGGCAGUCGCUCCUUCCCUUGCCAUCGCGCCGUCCUGGCCGCUUGCAGCCGCUACUUCGAGGCCAUGUUCAGUGGAGGGCUGAGGGAGAGCCAAGCCAGCGAGGUGGACUUUCACGACUCCAUCCAUCCAGAGGUACUGGAGCUCCUUCUGGAUUAUGCGUACUCGUCGCGUGUGGUCAUCAACGAGGAGAAUGCCGAGUCACUGUUGGAGGCCGGGGACAUGCUAGAGUUUCAGGACAUACGGGAUGCCUGCGCCGAGUUCCUGGAAAGAAACCUUCAUCCGUCCAACUGUCUCGGAAUGCUCCUGCUGUCCGACGCCCACCAGUGCACAAAGUUGUCUGAGCUCUCCUGGGGGAUGUGCCUCAGUAACUUCCCUGCCAUUUGCAAGACAGAGGAUUUUCUGCAACUGCCCAAAGAUAUGGUCGUCCAGCUGUUGUCUCACGAGGAGUUGGAGACUGAAGACGAGCGGCUUGUCUACGAAGCUGCCUUGAACUGGAUCAACUAUGACCUGGAGAGACGGCACUGCCACCUUCCGGAGCUGCUCAGAACGGUCCGACUGGCUCUGCUUCCCGCUAUCUUCUUAAUGGAGAACGUCUCAACCGAAGAUCUGAUCAACGCUCAGGCCAAGAGCAAGGAGCUGGUGGACGAAGCCAUCCGAUGCAAGCUGAAGAUCCUGCAGAACGACGGCGUGGUCAACAGCCAGUGUGCGCGGCCGAGAAAGACCAGCCAUGCCCUCUUUCUCCUGGGAGGGCAGACCUUCAUGUGCGACAAACUGUACCUGGUGGAUCAGAAGGCCAAAGAGAUCAUCCCAAAGGCCGACAUUCCAAGCCCAAGAAAGGAGUUCAGCGCCUGUGCCAUCGGCUGCAAGGUGUACAUCACAGGUGGAAGAGGCUCUGAGAACGGCGUGUCCAAAGAUGUUUGGGUCUACGACACAGUGCAUGAAGAAUGGUCCAAAGCCGCCCCCAUGCUCAUCGCGCGUUUCGGCCACGGUUCUGCUGAGCUCAAACACUGCCUGUAUGUGGUCGGGGGGCACACUGCGGCGACAGGCUGCCUUCCCGCGUCACCGUCAGUCUCCCUAAAACAGGUGGAGCAGUUUGACCCCGUUGCCAACAAAUGGACUAUGGUGGCUCCCCUCAGGGAGGGCGUGAGUAACGCCGCGGUGGUCAGCGUCAAACUUAAGCUUUUCGCUUUCGGUGGGACCAGCGUCAGCCACGACAAGCUACCAAAGGUCCAGUGCUACGAUCCGCAAGAGAACAGGUGGACUGUGCCUGCGUCCUGCCCGCAGCCGUGGCGCUACACCGCAGCUGCCGUCUUGGGGAAUCAGAUCUUCGUCAUGGGCGGCGAUACAGAGUUCUCUGCGUGCUCGGCCUAUAAGUUCAGCAGCGAGACCUACCAGUGGACUAAAGUCGGCGAUGUGACGGCCAAACGGAUGAGCUGUCAAGCCGUGGCGUCUGGGAAUAAACUCUACGUGGUGGGCGGCUACUUUGGCACGCAACGGUGUAAAACUCUGGACUGCUACGACCCCACGCUGGAUGCUUGGAACAGCAUCACCACUGUGCCAUAUUCACUCAUCCCCACUGCUUUCGUCAGCACCUGGAAGCACCUGCCUGCAUGAGUGCCGAGUCCUCAUGUCGACCUUAAAUGAGAGCAUUGCUUUCUCCAUCAUCUACUGGAUUCCAACUGUGAAGAAGCGCUCCACGCCGUGCGGCCGAUGUACAGAAAGACCGACCGAAAAGAUGCUGAAUCAUGUCAUUGGAACGACAUCAACUCUCAUCUCGUGAGCCGCUUUGUGACAUGGUAGCAAACCAAACAAGCCGCUGCUCGUCUCAACAUAUCAGGCUGCCGCAUCACGCUGCCGUACCCAGCUUUUUAAAAACUCUGUAAUGCUUCGAUGGACUGCAAUGCAUUGCAUGUGGUGAGGGGGGGGGCGCAAUGAUCGGGGCGGGGAGGAGGAGCCACCACGAAGGAGCGGGUGCCCCCUCUGAUCAUAAGCUUUUUUAUGAUGAAGAUUUGUGUUGAUGAGGUGAACAUCUCCGUGUCUGAGCUAACGCCGUUUCCAAACCUUGUGUCGCUGUAAAAGACCGGCUUCUGUUAUCUACACACUGGCUUCUCUUUAUGAUGCUAUGUCCACGCUAGCCUGUUUUUUUUUUUUUUUUUUUUUUACGAUCGCUGACCAGCGUUUUUGAAAUGUUGUCGGAAAACGGAGACCUCAAAGUUGCCAUUAUUUGAUGAUGGAAUUUCAAACGAAGCAGGCUUUUGCCUCAUUUAUAGUUGCUGUAUGAGAUCAUAAAAGCAGCUGCAUAGGAAGAUGGUUUAUGUAGGACCUGACAACGAUGCUUCUGUUGUAGUUGUUCAGUUCAAGGUUAUAUUGGCUCACAUUUCAGUUGAGCCAAAAGUCGUAAGUCGUAGAUGAAAGACAAAUGCUAAAUUAGCUAAAAACUGAGAUUGGAAAUGUACUGUUUUAAUAACUUGCAAAAUUAGCUUCAAGUUCGUGCAUUUGCUAAAUAUGCUUACAUGUGCCAAAACACACUUUUAUAGUGAAAGCAACUUCCAGAGUUUCGUCAUGAAAUGCUAAAUGGAUUUGUGCGAAUCAAUUAGCAUUAAGCUCAUGUUUUGUAAUGACACCUAAAUUGCACAUUUUGAAUCAGUUUUAUGGCAAAUAUUGCACUCCAAAUACUGUGCAUCCCACUUUAGCUUCCAUGUUACUACAGAUGUGUUUAAUCACAGUUAUUGUCACAGUUGUACGACUAUGAAGCUUGUAGUCGACGUUGCUAGCCUGAAGACAAAUGGGAACGAAUCAAGGGUUUUGAGUAUUUUAAAGUUUGCUAGCGUGGUCAUAGCAUCGCCAUCUCUCCGAUCACUCGUGGUGAAUCAGUAAAACUGGCAUGAACUCGUCGAUGUGGUCUUAAAACUUGCUGCCAUGUUCUUAAUCUUUGUCUUAAUACGCCACGAUAUCUGUCAGAGCUAUUUAUUUCUGCCUGCAACCCCACCAGGAAGUCUUUGUCGUGCAUGAUGUUGUACAUUUUUAUUUAGCACAGUCCAGUCUUGAUGACUUUUAAAAAAUGUUUAAAGGUAGAGACUGAAGUUGCAGCGGGGGUUUGGUUGGGGGAGGAAAAGGUGGGGUCAGGGGUCGCCCGAGUGGGUAGGAAAGUCUUAACUUGUAUUCUCACCAGCCUUAAGUUGAGUCUCAAGUCGAUCUGUUUGCUGUUCACUCGUGAAACGUUCAAGAUGAGAGGUUUUCCCUGCUAUUAUAUAUAUAUAUAUAUAUAUAUAUAUAUAUAUAUAUAUAUAUCCAUUGGGGCUUAAAAUGUUUGUUUUAAAAUUUGUUUUGUUGUUCUUCAUGCCAACAUUUCAAUCCGAAAAUGCCGAGAGACUUCAUGCUGUCAGUCGAUACGAUUGCAAAAAACGAUUGCAAUGUUAAACUGGCGUCACAAGCGUUGAGUAAAGGUCAGACGGCAGAAAGUUUCACGUCGACGGCAAGUAAUAUGAACCAGAAGAAUGCAACGUUGGCAAUUCCUUUCCGUUUGACUUCAUUCAAUUUGGCUGAAGAAACAAACCACCAAAUAAUGAAACAUUUCUUCAGGGAUACCAGAUUCUCAAGGUGAAAUCCUUCGUCACAUCAUGAGCGAGUGAACGGCGCACAGACAGACUUGUGGUCUACCUGAGAUCUUGCUGUGGGAUGCUUGAAUGAUUGUGACUCGGAGAAACGUUGAUUGUGCCGACAGCCGCAGUGCUUUUCACCACAGUGUCCAAAGAGAAUCCGGGUGAGCAUGUUGUGAAGUGUUUUCCCCUGCGUGACCCCACUGUUGUAGGUGAUUUCACAAGCUUUGGUGUAUCUAGCGGGUCCAGUUCUGCUGGACCCAAAAUCAAAAGCCACUUUGAUGCACAUCAAACUGGCAAGGUGGCAUAAGAAAUCCAUGUGACCACAUGUCAAAUUUCUAAAGUAUGAGUGAGCGCCAACAUGAUCACUUUUUAAUUGGUUGGGGGGGAAAAAUAAAUCGGUUUAAGUCAAAAGAAAAUUGAUAGUGGGGAAAAAUAAAUUUGAUCAUACGAAGUAUGUUUAAAACAUUUUCAAAAUAUUUAUUUUUAAUUUCUAUUUUAUUCCCCUCCCUCCAAAUAAAAAAAAAACAGUGACAAAUUCUGGGGGGAAAAGCCUGAACAAGAAAUCACAACUUCUAUUCCAGGAGUUGUUUAUCAAAGAAAGAAUAUGGAAAAAUACAUGAUUUCUGAAAUGACCACCAAAGCUCAACCCCAUGAGCAUGCAUCGUUGGCUUGUGAAAUGGCGUACAAGGUGACUGUCAGAGGCGAAUAACCAAAGCUCCUGCCCCAUUAAAAUGCUUCUGAGGAGCCACCUCAACGUUUAUCCUCCAGAGACCUUUGUGAAGCGGUCCAAACACAGAAGGCCCGUGUCGGCCAAUCAGCUCCCAGCGGCUGAGCUCAAGUUUCCCCGGUAACAGAGGCAAAUGAAUGACCCCUGAUUUUCUACCUAACUGCCGAGGGGCGUCUCCGGCCCGCUCUCUUCUGCCAGGCUCCGAGUGAAAAUGUCAAUGAACGGACGCGUUGACUUCAUUUGUUGUCGUUUGUUUUCUAUUUUUUACGACAUUGUUUUGUACAUGUGAUUUUUUUCACCAUGUGAAAUUCAUGGCUAAUAAACAUGAGAGUUUUUUCCUCUUGACUUAAUCGUCCUGUUCACGCCUCUCUUUGUUAUGGUCUGGUGUUUUGUUCCGAAGAUGCACAAAUAGAAAAUAAUGUUAGCAUGAAUGCUAAUCAAGACUAGCAUAAAACGUUUUGAGCCAAAUUUUUAGCUUUAGCAUGAAGCAAAUGAAAAAUAAAAUGUUUUAUCAAGCGCUAACAUUUCAGAAAUCACUGAUAGAAAAUGUUGGUGAUAUAAUUUUCUGAUUCGCUAAUGUUAUCAGUUUGUGUGUGGGUUUCCCGUGAUUGAGUCACUUUAAUCUGCUGCAUCUCUGGUUGUGCAGAGGAGGAACUGAAAUCAUCUUAUCUCAUUCAGAUACUUUCUCUUCCUCUCUGCUGUCACCUUGGCAACGGCAACCUUUAUCAGCAAACUGCGGGGGCUGGAGGAAAUCUUGGAGAGCCGCUCUGACUCCCCUCGCUCUGACUCCAGACCCUCCAGCUCUCACGCUCUGCCGUGGAAAUGCUCUUGGGCCCCUGAGGAAGUUGAACAUCGAGUUGAAGUGGAGAGCGAGAAGUUUCUCAGUCAAGGGUUCAACCAACCAAUCGUGAGCAAAAACAACGGCAAAAUAAACACAACUAGCACUCACUGGUUCAGUUUGAAGCAUGAAGGGCUCAUCUAGGGUCAGUUAGAG